AAAGUUUGUGUUUUUCAACAUCCCCCAGAUCCAGUACAAGAACCCCUGGGUGCAGAUCAUGCUGUUCAGGAACAUGACCCCCUCGCCCUUCCUGCGCUUCUACCUGGACAACGGAGAACAAGUAUUGGUCGAUGUGGAAGAUAAAACCAACAAAGAGAUAACUGAGCACAUUAAAAAAAUCUUGGGGAAAAGCAAAGAAACACUUGAAAAAGAGGAAAGAGAAAGAAAAAAAUUGUCACAUCCAGCAACUUUUGGGCCGAAGAAGUACCAUCUGCGAGAAUGCAUGUGUGAAAUUGAAGGCCAAGUUCCCUGCCCUGCUUUUGUGCCACUGCCCAAAGAAAUGAGGGGAAAAUACAAAGCUGCUAUGAAAAAAGAAGCAUCAGCCUGACAAGGCAUGCAGUUGUUUUUCUGCAGAGCUGGAUGAUCAAGGUACUUCAGUGAGAGACAGGAGCUAACGGCUCUUGGAAACAUGAACAAGCAAGUUCAUGUAAUACAGGCAAC
Messenger RNA from Merops nubicus (carmine bee-eater), 501 nucleotides. It is a transcript of the gene MRPS25, whose product is annotated as mitochondrial ribosomal protein S25. The annotation marks the transcript as partial. Gene Ontology annotation, molecular function: structural constituent of ribosome. The record is from RefSeq and is a predicted model, not a curated record. Gene Ontology annotation, cellular component: mitochondrion. Lineage: Eukaryota; Metazoa; Chordata; Aves; Coraciiformes; Meropidae. The transcript is spliced from 3 exons.